Molecule: messenger RNA, 625 nt
Organism: Phyllostomus discolor (pale spear-nosed bat)
Lineage: Eukaryota; Metazoa; Chordata; Mammalia; Chiroptera; Phyllostomidae
Product: EF-hand domain-containing protein D2-like
Exons: 1
Coding region: 27-323 (98 amino acids)
Source: RefSeq, a predicted model, not a curated record
UCUGAAAUAUCAAUUAAAAAAAAAACAUGGUCAAGAGGGCAGAUGAGGACUUUGGCAGCAAGCCCAUCUUCCAGAAGUUCCUCCUGAUUUUCUGCGAGGCAGCAGCCAGGAGCUGCAGGACAAGGGCUGCAUGUGCUGGCCCUCCUCCCAGAGAUCAACGUCUCACCAAAGGCAUCAAGGGGCCCCAGAGCUCCUUUGAGGCUGAGGUCCAGGCUAUCAGUGUGUUGAGCAGCCUGGAGGAGGAGAUCAAGGAGGAGCAGGAGGAGCGGACGGAGGAGGUGGGAGAGAUGAAGCUGUGGAAAGUGGCCCUCAAAGAACUGUAGCCCACUGUCAUGUAGCAAAGGGGUGCUGCCCAGCUGCCUGGCCCUGGCCCAGCUCCCAGUCCAGGACUAGCAAACUAGAGGAUGAGGCUAAGUCCUCAGCUCUGUCUGAAGGGACCAUACUAAAAACCUACAAAUGUCUGUGAAUGCUGCCAGUAGAGGGGUCUCACAGAGCUGGCCCAGCUGCUGUAUCUGAGGCCAUGAUCCCAGCGCUGGCUCCCUGCCUGGCCCAGUCCUCCCUGGUGUCCCUGAGUCUCUCUUGCACCCCUGGCUACCUGCUACCUUCUCCAGUGCUGCUUCCCACC